CUUCUGUCUGUUCUACAUCAAUUCUGAAGCCUUCCAGUUACACGGUACUUUUUCUUCUCUAGAAACAGUUUGAUAAGUGCCAUGGUGUCAGACAGGGAGCCAUAAUCUGACAUUGUUCUUUCGUACUAAAUGAAAAAUAAACUUUAGACGUCCAAAUUCUGAAGACAGAGGACAACCGUUAUACGAAAGGAUGAAGAUUACUUGGAAUGUUAUAACGACAUUCCUGUUUUUAGUUCAGGAAGUUUUUGGAAGUGAUUGCGGCGAAAGUGAUCAUGAGUUUCAGAAAAUAGGACGAAUUCUUCACCCUAAGAGUAAUGGUGGCUUCCUUCUGACCACCACGGCCAUUAAUGUGGAUUGUGCUUCUCAGUGUUGGCGGAAAGAGCAGUGCUGGUCAUACUAUCACAAUCCACAUGACCAGGCGUGUUUCCUCGCCUCCAGAUAUCAGACCGCUGUGCCGGACACGUCUUUCACAGAUACCAGUUCCAACUACUUUGACCUGUACAGGAAGCCAGGUGGGUACUCUACUUGCAAGGAACUUCAACUGGCCAACCCAAGCGCAACCGAUGGGGAUUAUUGGCUGUAUCCCACAGCAAGUCAUGUCCACUACAAUAUUGUCAAGAUGUACUGCUACGCCAUGGGGACCAGCAGUCCGCGAGAGUUUAUUACUCUACCCACGCCCAACCGAGGGGAAUAUCCAAAUGAGACUUACCAAAAAUGCCUUACUCAUGUCUACUCCCUAACGGGUUGCCCUGGAAGCCAGGGUGUCUAUAUCUACAGUAAAAUAGAGAUCGACCCAACUACCAUGAAUGUGAACAGGGCGACCAGAGCCUUCAUGACAGGUUCCGGGAAGUCACGUGACUACGCGUGGGUUGGAGAUUGUUACACUGAGCUUGACAAUAACUACACGUGCGGACCCAAAGGAACUUUCACCAUCAACACCUCCGGCACAGGUCUUAUUGUCGACCCAGCGCUGACGUGGAAGAGGGCAGGAUACAAGUCCAAAGUAGUGAUGACGAAGUCAGACGGUGACGCCGUCAUCAACCUCAUCUGCGGCGGAUACCCGGGCUCAUGUGCCCCUCUCUAUCAGAUGAAACUUUACAUCAGCACGGCAAACUAUGUGAAUCCUGCCAGCGCAACCUGGAUGACUUGAAUGCGCCGCCAUGACAACAUCCCGACUGCGAUGGAUUUGAACGCCGAGGAGUCUCAUUUACUUAACCCUAUUGAUAGCAAAUUAACUGCAGAGACAGGGAUGAGCUCACUGAAAUAGUUUGUGUGGUGUUUGGUAAAUGAGCCAAGGGAUGGAUGUGAAAGCAAGUCCAGUAGAAACUCCCAAAAAGGUGUCCACACCAUCCAUUAAUGCAUACGUCCAAUUUGUGGUGUACUCGCUCCUGACUGGUUCAAGCUGCCAUUUCCCUUGGAUUCAAACAUAUGUUAUCCACAAUGUAAAAGAGACAUGGAACCAGUUUUCCAACUGUCAACAUCUUUUCUCUAGUAGUUAAUAUAUUCUUGUGUUUUGA
Molecule: messenger RNA, 1517 nt
Organism: Haliotis rubra (blacklip abalone)
Lineage: Eukaryota; Metazoa; Mollusca; Gastropoda; Lepetellida; Haliotidae
Product: A disintegrin and metalloproteinase with thrombospondin motifs 20-like
Exons: 5
Coding region: 191-1150 (319 amino acids)
Molecular function (GO): zinc ion binding; metalloendopeptidase activity
Source: RefSeq, a predicted model, not a curated record